AUCACCCUCCGCACCCUCCGCGCACCUGCCCCUGCACCCAGCAUGGCCAAGUCAAAAGGCGCCUCGGCGCCGCCAAAGUCGCGCCCCGCCUCGUCUGCCAGUGCGACGCAGGCCGCGCCCGACGCUGCGCCCGCCACGCUCUCGGCCUUCUCGCCGCGCGCCGACCUCUUUGCGCUGCUGACGCAGGCGCUGGACCGGCAUCGCCUGCGCAUCUACGCCUCGCCCGACGCGCGCCUCACCGCCGACUACGUGCUGCCGGCGGCGCGCGCCGAGGCGCUGGCGUGGGGCGCGCUGCCGCACGCCUCGUCAUCGGCCGCGUCGCCCGAGGCGCCCAAGAAGCGCAAGAAAGGCACCGCCGCCGCCAAUGCCGCCGCCGUCGCCUCGUCGAGCUCGGCGGCGACGCCCGUCGUCGCGCUCGGCCUCGCCGACGGCACCGUGGCGCUCUUCUCGCCCACGCACGGCCGCGUGCUGCGCUCGCUGAGCGACAAGGCGCCCGCUGCCGGCCCGCGCGGCGUGCGUGCACUGCACUUCUCGCACGACGGGCAGAGCCUGCACGCCGCAUGCGCCGACUCGGUCGUGCGCAAGUGGUCGCUCACCUCGCCGGACGCGCCGCCGGAGCGGACGCCGGCGCCGCAGGUCUCGGCGCUCGGCGAGACGAGCGAGCUGCUGGCGGCGUCGCAUGCCAUCGACGAGCUCGGCGGCGCGAAGCGGAGCUGGACAGGCCAUGCGUCGCCCAUCACGCACCUCACUGCGCUCGCUGCUCCGGCACCCGCUGCCUCCUUCGUCAGUGCUGCGUCCAACGACCGUGUGCUGACGCUGUGGGGCCAGGCCGCACGGCCGUUGGCCACGCUGCCCAUGACGGCGCCGGCACGCCAGAUCAUUGCGCUCAGCACUGCCGAGCGUGCCCUCGUGCUGGCCAUCACCACGUCUGGCGACGCCGGCAUCUACGCCGUGCCUGCUGCGCUCGACGGCAGCGCCAAGCGCACGCCGGCGCUCGAGCGCGUCUCGUCCGUCACGCUCAAGGCGAGCAAGAAGGCCGAGGCCACGCCGCUGCUGGACGCGGCACAGGUGGGCAACCAGCUGUAUGUCGCCGCGCUCGUCAAGGGUGCGAAGCUCGUGCUCGAGCGGACACAAUUGCUCGAUGAUUCGUCUGCGCUUCCGCCAGUGAUCGAGCUCGUGCGCGCUGGCUCCGCCGGUGGGCUGCUCUCGGAUGGCGACGCUGCCCUGGCUGGCGGCAUCGCCGCGACGCAGCGCUAUGCCGAGCCGAGUGGCGCUGCUGCGCGCGCUAGCGGUGCUGCCAGCUCGUCUGUGCUGGCCGACGACUCGGGCCUGCUUCCGCAGCCCGACGCCGCGGCCGGUGCCGAUGCGCAGGCAGACCUCGAUGCAGACAUGGACGCCUCCGCUGCGGAGCCGACACUCGCUGCUCGUCUCAAGGGUCUUGACGUCCGCCAGAAGCAAGGGCGCAACGGCGCCGCAAACGGCAGUGCGGCGCUCGCCAACGGUAAUGCUUCCGAGUCCGACGAUGAGGACGAGGAGGAUGUUCCGCGUGCGCCUCUCGGCGGCGGCAUCAGUCUCGCGCAGACCCUCACGCAGGCCCUGCACUCGGACGACACGGCACUGCUCUCCUCGGUGCUGGUGCACAACGACCCGCAGCUGAUCCGCGAGAGUGUGCGGCGCAUCUCUGGCCCGCUGGCUGUGCGCCUGCUCGAGGCCGCAGUCGUGCGCAUGGGCCAGGGGCAGCGCUCGCGAGGUGCACUGGGCAGCCAGCGUGCGCGAGGCCUGGUGGAGUGGGUGCGUGCCACGCUGGCUGCGCACACCGCGUAUCUCAUGUCUCUCCCGAACCUCGUGACGCGCCUCGCCUCGCUGCACACCGUCCUGUCGAGCCGGCUGGCGGCCCACGACCGCUUGCUUGCGCUCUCCGGUCGCCUCGAGCUCGUGCUUGCGCAGAUCGAGCUGCGCACUGCGUACGCUGCCGAUGCGGCCGCACGCGCACCUGUGCAGGGCCUCAAGACGAAGCAGCGCACCGCUGCGGCGCCGAAGCCCGUGCGCGAGGCCGGCCGGUGGGUCGAGGGCAGCAGCGACGAGGAGAGCGACGGCGAGGCCGCCGAGGGCGCGUCGGACGAGGACCUGGAUGAGGACGCAGACGAGGUGGACGUGCUCGGCCAGGCGAGCGACGAUGACGACGACGCUUCGGUCGAGGACGUCGCGCUGGGCGCCAGCACGUCCAUGGGCGUCACGUCGGGCGAGAGCGACGAGGAGGCCGACGACGACAGCGCGGCGGGCUCGGAUGUUGAGAUGAUCGACGCUGGCUCGGCCGAGGGCAGCGCGGACGAGGAGAGCGACGAUCCGGACGUGCUGGAGGACGGCGAGGACGAGAGCGAGCUGGACGACGACUCGGACGAGGUGGACGAGGAGGAGGACGAGGAUGAGGACUCGGACACGGGCAAGGGCGGCGGGCUGCUCGAUCUCGAGGCGUCCGAGGGCUCUGACGAGUCAGAAGAAGAGUAGACGACUUUACGCUCCGCCCCCCUACCAACCCUGCUGCUCGUUCCGCUGCACUGUCCGAUCCUUCGCCACACACUGCUCCUCGUAAUCUUGCCUCUUUCACUGUGCUCUCUCUCCUCUCACGCAAAGGCUCUUCACAAAAGGACGGGGCACGGCCACGCAAUUCCAUCGUGGGGUAUGACAUC
Messenger RNA from Tilletiopsis washingtonensis, 2690 nucleotides. Its product is annotated as NUC189-domain-containing protein. The record is from RefSeq and is a predicted model, not a curated record. Gene Ontology annotation, biological process: maturation of SSU-rRNA from tricistronic rRNA transcript (SSU-rRNA, 5.8S rRNA, LSU-rRNA). Lineage: Eukaryota; Fungi; Basidiomycota; Exobasidiomycetes; Entylomatales. The transcript is spliced from 4 exons. Gene Ontology annotation, cellular component: nucleolus. Bases 43 to 2508 code for a protein of 821 amino acids. Gene Ontology annotation, molecular function: protein binding.